This is a messenger RNA of Phialemonium atrogriseum, 708 nucleotides long. RefSeq lists its product as uncharacterized. The transcript is spliced from 4 exons. The record is from RefSeq and is a predicted model, not a curated record. NCBI's taxonomy places the organism in Eukaryota, Fungi, Ascomycota, Sordariomycetes, Cephalothecales, Cephalothecaceae. The coding region runs from base 1 to 708 and encodes 235 amino acids.
AUGGCGCCCGCUGUUAGGGGCUGCGACAAGGAGAACAGGGUCUACAAGUACUACGAUCCUGUCGACUUGCUUGCUCAAGGCAGCCUUGGAGCAGCUGUGAAGGCACGAGACGGCUUAAGUGCGCAGACAAUCCCGGCAAGGGCACCACAAUCGUCGCCAUCCAGCCCGUUAGAGACCCAUUCUUGGGCAUCUAGUGUAACCAGCUCAAGAAAGUGGUUUUCCUACAACGUCAAGGAGAAGAAGCUUGCCGCUUACAACCGCAGCCCAGAGUGGUCGCAGCACGACGAGGCACAGGUGUAUAAGCAUGGUCUCAAGGAGGUUCUAGAGGAAGACAGCUGUGCCAGGGUAGGUCUUGUGACGAGUCCCACCCACGCAUUGCCUACCCGAUGCUCGCCAACGCCGUGGCCCUGCCCUGCGCCACCCGCUUCGCCAUGCACGUCGCCGAGCGGUUUGCCGCCUCGGGACACCCCCACCGGGCGCCGGCCCGGCAUGGACCUAGCCUAUCUGGACGUGCUGUAUGAGAACGACGCCCGAUUCGUCUACACCGACUUCAGAGGGGCCGAGACCGCAGAACAUGCCGACGACAAACCCCGGUCAGAUAUACCGCCAAUGCAAGCGUUGCGCCGCUCCAGGGUGGCCGGCGCGCUGAGCGGGGUCUCGCCGCCGACGCUUCCUGGCUCAUGGGUCCACGGACGGUGUCGCGUCUAG